This is a messenger RNA of Papilio machaon (common yellow swallowtail), 2034 nucleotides long. Its product is annotated as CLIP domain-containing serine protease B8. Gene Ontology annotation, molecular function: serine-type endopeptidase activity. The record is from RefSeq and is a predicted model, not a curated record. The transcript is spliced from 11 exons. NCBI's taxonomy places the organism in Eukaryota, Metazoa, Arthropoda, Insecta, Lepidoptera, Papilionidae. Bases 122 to 1915 code for a protein of 597 amino acids. Gene Ontology annotation, biological process: proteolysis.
UCUCAAAGAAUCGCGCGCACGAGUCGCCGCGACGCGUAUUUAUAGCUGCUUUGUUAUUAACGUGGUGUUUUUAAUUAAUUAUUAACUAAAUAAUUAAAACAAAUCCUGCAGAUUAUAUAAAAUGAUUAGAGCGGUAUCGUAUCUAGUCGUAGCAUUGGCGGCAUCGUGCGGCGCACAGAGCACGUCUAGCUCUGGCAGCACGCCGCGGUCGCCCUGCCCCAACGUAUUCCAGUACGAGCCUUCGGGCACCGAGCCGGGAAGGUGGUACGGUGUUGUCAACCUCUCCACUGACAGCACGCUGCACUCCCUCUGGCUUAAUGUCGUCCUGGACAGUAAGGCUGAUAUCCUCGGAAACUGGGUUGGAGAUGUGUCAACAACGGACAAUAUCGACUUCAAGAUAGAGAACACAAAGAUGAAGAUCCACCCGGGGCCAGCGGUUGCCGUGCGCUUCUUUGUACAAUACAACCCCUUGAAGACGCCCAUACCACGUCUCCAAACCAUACGGCUUAACGGCCGUGAGAUAUGCAACGCAAAUACGCCAGUCCCCGCAGACAGUAUACUGGACUCCACAUCCUCGGGACAGUCCAGACCGGAGACCGGGCGGCCUGUAUCGACCAGACCGGUAGAAAGGCCUGUCGAGAGACCUGUCGCGAGUAGACCGGUUCAGUCGAGGCCAUCAGAGAGUAGACCGGUCCAGUCGAGACCAUCAGAGAGUAGACCGUCCAUCAGGCCGGAGGAUACACCAGUUACCAGGCCAGUCCACGGCACCCCUUCCAGCUCUGGUCCAGUGUACGUACCCACAGCGAACCCACCGAUAGACCAGAUCAAUGUCAACCCAUUCGUUAUCGGGGAAGGGGGCAAGGGGCAGUCCGGCUCCAGGCCAAACUCUGUGUUCGGCCAUACGACAUCCUCGUAUACCACCACCACCACUGACAGCGCGGAGUUUGAAGACUUUGAUACCAUAAAGAGACCAGACCCGAACGAUUACUUCGGUGGUGGUCUACACACCAUCGUAGUGCCCAACAACAAUGACGAUGACUUCAACGACAAUAACAACAACAACAACCGUUAUCCAAAGAAUCGUUGCGGUAAAGUGACGUUGAACAAACCCAACCCCCUAGUGGUUAAUGGCAAGCCGACCCUCGAAGGGCAGUGGCCCUGGCAAAUUGCACUCUAUCAAACACAGACAGUGGACAGUAAGUACAUCUGCGGCGGCACGCUGGUGACGCACUUGCACGUGAUCACGGCGGCGCACUGCGUCACACGCAAGAGCUCCAGCCGCGUCGUUAACAAGAACACCCUCACCGUCUACCUCGGCAAGCACAACCUAAGGACCUCCGUGAGAGGCGUGCAAAUACGACUGGUGGACGAGAUAACAGUUCACCCACAAUACAACGCAUCAUCGUACAGCCACGACGUGGCCAUCCUGCGACUGAUCGAGCCCGUGCAGUACACCGACUACGUGCGGCCCGCCUGCCUUUGGCCUGACGAACAGACCGACCUCAACAGUGUCAUCGGCAAAAAGGGCUCUGUUGUCGGAUGGGGUUUCGAUGAGACGGGAGUAGCGACUGAAGAGCUGACGUUAGUGGAGAUGCCGGUAGUGGACCAGGAGACCUGCAUCAGAUCCUACAGCGACUUCUUCGCGAGGUUCACUUCGCAGUACACGUUCUGUGCCGGCUAUAGAGACGGGGCCCUCGAUAAGCGAACCGGAUACAGGAAAAGUACUUCAGUAUGCAAUGGCGACAGCGGCGGCGGAAUGGUCUUCCAGAUGAACGACUCCUGGCAUCUGAGGGGUCUGGUGUCGCUCUCCGUGGCGAGACAGAACGAGUACAGAUGCGAUCCAACGCAUUACGUUGUAUUUACUGACCUCGCCAAGUUCCUACCUUGGAUACGUCAGCAUAUUAAUAAUUAUUAAUUUUUUAAAUUAUAAUGUUGCCAUGAACAAAAUUUUCUCUGUCCGCUUAGAGUGAAACGCCUUCAUGUCAAUGUGAAGCUGUUUAAAAAUAUUGUAAUGUUGUUAUGAACAUUUUUUUU